Theobroma umbraticum is the source of this 2000-nucleotide messenger RNA. RefSeq names its product SET domain-containing protein. Lineage: Eukaryota; Viridiplantae; Streptophyta; Magnoliopsida; Malvales; Malvaceae. Gene Ontology annotation, biological process: peptidyl-lysine monomethylation. The record is from RefSeq and is a predicted model, not a curated record. Gene Ontology annotation, molecular function: protein-lysine N-methyltransferase activity; protein binding.
ACCCAAUACUAUCAUAAUCCACCAAGGAGCAUGGUAAUCCCAAAAUUCAAACAAACACUCUAAUAAAAGUUUCAAAUGCAUUCACAUUUCCCAGGCCCAGCUUCAAGUGAUCCUCCCCCGACGCUGUGUACACGGCGGGGAAGGAAGCUCCCAAAGCGACGACGUACUAAUUCCCUUAGCACGCCGAUGCUCCAGGGCGGUCAUCGACUCUCAAAGCUUUGGCGGUCGCCAAUAACUCCACUCUUCAACCUCUGUCACCGUCUCCUCAUUAACUUUAAAUUCUCCUCUCUAUCUCAAGCUAAGGGAUUAGAUUCUUUGGAUGAAGAAUGUGAGGAAUUUUUGCCUUGGUUGGAGCGAAAGGCUGGGGUUGAGAUUUCUUCAGUGCUCUCUAUUGGGAAAUCCGCAUAUGGCAGGUCACUGUUUGCUUCUGAGAUCAUCCGAACUGGGGACUGCAUAUCGAAAGUUCCUUAUAGCGUGCAAAUAACACCAGACAAUCUUCUUCCAAAGAUUAAAGCUUUACUAAGUAAUAAAGUUGGGACUGUUGCGAAGCUUGCUAUUAUCCUUUUAGUUGAACAAAAAAUGGGCCAGGAUUCUGAAUGGGCCUCUUACAUCAGUUGCCUUCCUCAGCAUGGGGAAAUCCAUAGCACGAUUUUCUGGAGUGAAUACGAGUUGGAUAUGAUUCGUCAAAGCUCAGUAUAUCAGGAAACAAUAAAUCAAAAAUCUAAAAUAGAAGAGGAUUUUGCUGCAGUUGUACCUGUCCUUGAACAAUUCCCUGAAAUUUUUGAAAGCAUCACACUUAAGGAUUUCAUGCGUGCAUAUUUCUUAGUAACAUCUCGAGCCUGGGAAAGCACAAAGGGCCUGUCUCUGAUUCCGUUUACAGAUUUUAUGAAUCAUGACGGGGUUUCAGACUCAAUUGUAUUAUUUGAUGAAGAUAAAAAGUUGUCAGAGGUUAUUGCUGAUCGUAAUUAUGUUCCUGGUCAAGAGGUACUGAUAAAUUAUGGAAACUUUCCAAAUGCAACGCUGCCGCUGGACUUUGGCUUUACACUUCCAUACAACAUUCAUGACCAGGUACAAAUUCACUUCAAUAUCCCAUAUCAUGAUUGUCUACGUGAAAUGAAGUUGGAACUUCUGCAACAACAUUCUACACCAAAACUUAAAGAUGCAAUUAAUUGUUCUGAAGAUACUUUCUUAAUCAAGGAAGUUAGGUCUCCUAGAGGAAAGGGGAAGGGUCUUCCACAGUCGUUACGUGCAUUUGCUCGUGUUUUAUGUUGUACCGCUCCAGAAGAACUUAGUGACUUGGCCAUGGAAGCUGCACAAAUGGAUGGCCGGUUGGCUCGGCAGCCUCUGAAGGACAGCAGGAGAGAGUUGCUGGCACAUGAGAUGUUAUUAUCUCACAUCACUCACUUAAUGCAGAAAUAUGAUGUAGCAAUUAAGUCACUUGCUCCUGCUAAUUUCCCCUCAAUGAGUAAGAAAUUUGCUCUUAGGAGGCAAAUGGCUCAUGAUCUUCUUACCGGUGAGCUUCGUGUCCUGAAUUCUGCAUCCGCAUGGUUGAACAAUUACUGUGCAGCCCUGAGAGCAACCAUCCACUGUCAGAGUCAGUGAUCAAAAGAUCGGAAGGCAAGAAUUUUUCUUAGACAAAUUUUUUUAUGAACUACUUGGAUCAGUCAUCUCCCUGCUGAAAUUUUUUUGACAUUUUCUGGGAUAUGGUGAACUUUAAACACUUGGGGGAGGUUUGAGUAAAGCAUUUGGAAUUGAUUGUUUAUCUCUGGGGCCUUUCUAGCUCAUGCUUGCAUUUAUGAGCUACUUUCUUACAAAAUCCAACAUGUUAAGUGUAUUUCCGCCUCUGUUUUCUUACCUUUGUAAUUCUAGGAAUAUGAUUCCAAGGCUUAGCAGCCUUAUUUAACAGCACAAUCUUUGCUCUGAUUCUUUUUCUCUUUCAGUUUAUGAACUUAUUAUAUUUAGCUUUGUUAUUUAAUUACAGGAAGGUAUGAAUUUCACAA